Molecule: messenger RNA, 738 nt
Organism: Spirometra erinaceieuropaei
Lineage: Eukaryota; Metazoa; Platyhelminthes; Cestoda; Diphyllobothriidea; Diphyllobothriidae
Source: the annotation of a GenBank genome assembly
AUGAUCCGAGUGCUCCUCCGCGCGAGACUUCGCAAGUACCGUCAAAGGAUUGACCAAGAAAAGAUUGGAUGCUGUGAACUCAUUGGCGAGAUCGGUAAAAAUCUGCUCCUGCAGAGGGUGGCUGAACAAGCCCGCAAACAGAGAGUGGUACGCGACGCAGCACUGGAGAACAAAUUCCGAAAGUUGCCCAAUCCAACUUCGUCCAGAAACGACAAGCUGGUGCACAACCUGUCUUCAAAGGAUCUGACGAAGGAUCAGAUGAAGGUUUUACGGCACAAAGCUUUAUUCAGCACGGCUGACGCCAAACCUGUUAACAUGAAUGCAGCAGUUGAAUCAAUCCUUCGUCAGACGGAAGCAAUGGAGGAGACUAAGAGCCUUAUCCGACACCAAGUGUCGUUUCUCCUAAUGGCCCACAGGCCGCGGGAAGUGCUUUCCAAGGUCGAACGUGGUGUGCUUAGACAACUCAAGACCGACAAAGACCUAGUCAUCGUGACAGCGGACAAUGAACGCUCCACGGUUGUACUGGACAGGACAGACUAUCUUCAAAAAGCCAAAGGUUUACUGGAGGGCCGACAGCUCUAUGUCCCAUGUGCAACGAACCCUGUAAAAUCGCUGACACGCGAAAUUAAUGCUACGUUGUCGGUCUUGGAGAACUCAGGUGCAAUAACACCGACCGACAGACGCAUGGCGAGACUCCAAGAUGCGACAUUGUCACCUAAACUACAUCUUCGGACGUAA